This is a messenger RNA of Prunus persica (peach), 1993 nucleotides long. RefSeq lists its product as uncharacterized. Bases 337 to 1533 code for a protein of 398 amino acids. The transcript has a single exon. Lineage: Eukaryota; Viridiplantae; Streptophyta; Magnoliopsida; Rosales; Rosaceae. The record is from RefSeq and is a predicted model, not a curated record.
GAUCUCUGUAUUCUCCUACUGUGCAUUAAAACCCACAGACUACACCACUGUGCUCUGAAGCAGGGGAAGAUUGCGCCCCAAGCAACAGCCACGUCUCUUUCCUUGGAGGAACCCACCUGGAAUGCAUAUAAUAUUCCUCCUAAAGGACCAAAAUACCCUCACAAGUCCCGGCACAAACAAGUAAAGUUUCCUCCGAAGCUCAUGCCCCUUUUCGUCCACUGAAUUCCCCAUCUUUAAACCUCCUCUUCUUCCCUCACAAAAAUCACUCUUCUUCCCACAAAAACACAGCAUUCUGAGGAAAAAAAAACACAAAAAAUUGAUCAACAAAGAACAAACAUGGUUCAUGCAAAACGCAGCAGCAGCUGCUCGCCCAAAGCCCAAAAACUUCUCACCCUCUCAGCCCACUAUCUCAGCCACCGAGAUUUCUCUUUUUGCCGCAAAUUCGCUCUCAAAGCUCGAGAGUCCGACCCGCACAACUCCGGGGCCGACCGAAUCCUCGCCGUAGCUGACGUACUCCUCGCCGCCGAUCACCAAAACCCAACUGACUGGUGCUCCAUUCUCCAAAUACCGCCACCCGGCUCCGAAAACCCGACACUCGUCCGGACCCAGUUCGAGAAACUCAAGACCCUCUUGGAACCCAGCAAGAACGGGUUCGCUUUCGCUCAGGAGGCCUUUGAGCUCGUCCAGAAAGCUUGGUCCUUUCUAUCGGACCAAGACAAGAAAACCCAUUUCGCAAAUGGGUCUGAAAAUGGGCAAGAAACCCCAAAACAGAGAGAGCAGAAGGAAAAAAAUGUGGGGGAAAAUGGUAAGGGGUGUAAUGUGGAAGAGACAUUUUGGACAGUUUGUCCGUACUGCUAUUACAUGUUCGAGUACGGGAAGGUGUAUGAGGAUUGUUGCUUGAGAUGCCAGAAUUGCAGGAAAGCGUUCCAUGGAGUGGCAAUAAAGGCGCCAUCACCGGAUAUUAUAGUGCAGGGGAAGGAGCAGUACAAUUUCUGUUUUGGGUAUUUUCAAAUGGAGUACGUGGACCCAAAGAAGCAGAUGGAGACAGAGGUAACUGGCAAUAAAGACAAGGAUGUUGUGGUCAUCUCUGAUGAUGAUGAUGGUGAUGGUACUGAUGAUGAGUUUGAGGAUGAUUUGUUGGAUGGUAAUGUGGGUUUUGAGGGAAUGCAUGAAGAAAAGGUAAAGAUUGGGAGUGAAGGAGUUGUGGGAACUGAUAUAGGUGGGAGUGGAAGAGCAGAGUUGAGGAGUGAAGGGAGGACACCAGUGAAGAGGGUGAAGACUCUAGCAAGGCGUCUGAAGAGCGUCAAAUCGAAGUCCGUGGCAAGGAAUACGAAGAAGAUAAUGGGAAAUGAGAUGAGAAGCAGGAGGGUUGAGUUGAUGGGUGAUGAGAGGGUGGAAGGAGCGGACACGAGUGUUGAAGAUGGAAAUGGAAUUGAUAAGGGAGGUAGUGGAAGUGGGAGUGGAAUGGAUGGGCUGGAGUUUUUUGAAGGAGAAGAUGAUAUCUAUGUUGGUAUAGGGGAUAGUCCGGUUUGAAAGGAAUGGAAAGGUAAGAGAUUUCAGGGUAGUGAUGGAAGUUCCAAAAUUUUAUAUGGGUUAACUUUUGAAGGUUUAGCAAGUAGGAGCAUGGCUUUUGAGUAAUUGGCUUGGCUCACAGUUGAAAGUAGACUGGAUUACACGGUAGACUCAUCAACCAGGUGCUUUGAUCUCAUAGUAGAAAUUAGGUAAUAGUUUAGCUAAGGUAAUAUUAACCAACUUUAUCUUAUAAAAUGACAAGUUAAGCAGAUGUUCUGGUAUCUCUUGCAGGAUUUGCUUCAGUUCUAAGUCUGCUUAAUUUUGUGGAUAAAUAGAUUAGGAUGACUGAUUUUGAAGCACAAUGACCUGAUAGUUGAUGGUAGUUUCUUUCUUGUAAUGGUUCACCCCACUUUGAUUGAACAAUGCUUGCAGUGAAUGGUAAAUUGGCAAUCAAGGUUUUUAUGUUCUGUUUUGCUUGGGA